Colletotrichum chrysophilum is the source of this 1359-nucleotide messenger RNA. RefSeq lists its product as uncharacterized. Gene Ontology annotation, biological process: adenylate cyclase-activating G protein-coupled receptor signaling pathway. Gene Ontology annotation, molecular function: G protein-coupled receptor activity. The record is from RefSeq and is a predicted model, not a curated record. The transcript has a single exon. Gene Ontology annotation, cellular component: plasma membrane. Bases 1 to 1359 code for a protein of 452 amino acids. Lineage: Eukaryota; Fungi; Ascomycota; Sordariomycetes; Glomerellales; Glomerellaceae.
AUGGCUAGUCUCAUAAUGCUGCUCAUGUCGAGCGACAUGCUCAAGUCGCUGUGGUUCAUCAUCUUCCCCAUCGCCGAUUUUAGAAAUGGCCCGAUCCCCUCCAGCUCUUCAUUUUGCCAAGCGAGCGGCUUCUUCCUUUCGGUCGGCAUUGAAGCAUCUGAUAUUGCCGUCGUUCUCAUCGCCUUACACACGGCCAUCUACAUUUUCCGCCCCAGAUAUUCCGGUCGACAAAGCGGCCUCUACCCCCACCGCCGGAUUGCAUUCGCCGUCUUUAUCCUCCUGCCACUAUUGAUGGCCUCUCUAGCCUUCAUCAACUCACCCGGUUAUGCGAACAACGGCGAAUACUGCUACUUGCCCGUUCGCCCAGAAUGGACCAGGCUUGCGCUCAGCUGGGUUCCUCGAUACAUGAUUCUGCUCACCAUCGUCGCCUUAUAUGCUUAUAUCUACACAUACGUCACCCUUCGAAUUCGACGAUUCGGUCGCCUCAGCGCUAUGAGAAGAGCAAGUGCGACGCACAUGCACGACGAUUGGGCUCACAUUCCUUCAGUGCCUCCUACCCCAAGCUCACGUCGCGGAUCAGAAACUUCGAUGGAGGAUUCGGAAAGACAGCGGACUUCAUCAACGACCACCACAAUGACGGCGGACAUUGAACUCAUUCACAGCCGUCAGAAGAUUCAGUGGAACUGGCCGACGUACGGAAACGAGGACGGCCGCAUUCCCGAGCAGGAUGAGAGUGUGGAACACACUAGCUUUGACCCCAGCACCAGUCCUCUAUCUGCCACGUUCGAGCCAAUAUCUCCACCUCCGCAAAGUUACAUCCGACGGGACACGAUCGACCUGAGCCCGUCUUACAACUACCAUCCCCACCGUCACAGCUUCAGCACCUACGGCCACCCGCCACACAGCCCGACGACAGCCCGCGCCAAGUCCCUGGCUAACAUCUGGUCCAUCCUCCGGCGCGGCACAACGCUCGACUCGGAUGCCGACCACAAUGCCACGCCCUUCCUGUUCCACCCGGCGAUGGACGGCACAGGCAUGGCCAAGACGCGCGACAAGAUCCGCCGUCAACUACGUCUACUUUUCGUGUACCCCCUUGUAUACAUACUUAUCUGGGCCAUCCCCUUCGUGGCCCAUGUCAUGCGCUGGGACAACCCAGAACAAGCCGGCCCGUUUGCGGUCGUGCUCCUAUCACUAGUGAGCCUGUCAAUACAGGGCCUAGUCAAUGCGUGUUUGUUUUGCGCGGUAGAGAAGCCCUGGAUCGACAGGAGAGCAAAAUACAGAAGAACACCGUCCAAGUUGAGGAGAGACAAGGACGAAGCCCGGCAACGGGUCGGACGACGGACAUCAUCAUUAGCAUAG